This is a messenger RNA of Penicillium canariense, 1605 nucleotides long. Its product is annotated as T6SS phospholipase effector Tle1-like catalytic domain-containing protein. The coding region runs from base 1 to 1605 and encodes 534 amino acids. NCBI's taxonomy places the organism in Eukaryota, Fungi, Ascomycota, Eurotiomycetes, Eurotiales, Aspergillaceae. The transcript has 5 exons. The record is from RefSeq and is a predicted model, not a curated record.
AUGGCGACCCAGGGAAAACGCCUCGUGGUAUGUCUGGAUGGCACGUGGAUCAAUAGCGACCAGGGCUAUAAUCGCCCAACCCUUCAUGAUCCAAAUUAUACUCUCCAGGUUCCUUCUAAUGUGACCCGCCUGUAUCGGGCUCUGCGAAAGAAGGGUCUGGAUGGGAAGAGUCAAGUUGUUUACUAUCAUCCGGGCGUGGGUACUUCUGGAACUAUUUCAGACACAAUUGCCGGCGGGGUUUUCGGUGCUGGCGUCGAUGAAAACAUCCGGGAAGCCUAUAGUUUCAUCGCAACAAAUUAUGAGCCUGGCGAUGAGAUCUUUCUCAUAGGGUUUUCCCGUGGCGCAUUCACCGCUCGUAGUGUGGCUGGACUCAUGACGGAAAUCGGACUUCUCACAAACAGAGGAAUGGAAUAUCUCUACCCAAUCUUCAAGGAUUCAGAGAACUUCAGAAACCCCAACUACAAGGACAAAUUUCCCACUAUACCAUUCCCUAACAAACCCAUUGAUCAAAGAGAGUACAAGCUCCGUCUUGAAGAUGAGGGACUCACCCGGCUCUAUGACCCAGAUGGGUACCGUAUUAAAAUUCGUUGCGUCGCAGUUUUCGACACAGUUGGAAGCUUAGGUGCGCUGGCAAUUAUCUCUGGUGGAAGUUGGUACGACACCACUCUCUCAAACACAAUCGAACACGCCUUCCAAGCUCUCGCCCUAGACGAAGUCCGCACAUCCUUCGCCCCGGCUGUUUGGGAACGGCCUCGCGGUGUGCACACGGAUCUCCGACAAGUCUGGUUCUGUGGAGCUCACUCCAACGUUGGCGGUGGUCUUCCCGACCAAGAGCUCGCUAAUGUCACUAUGGCCUGGAUGAUGGAUCAGCUAGCCGAUCUUGGCGUGGCCUUCGAAGCAGAUACAAUUGAUCUGCUUUUCCAAGAAAGUGUUCGCUACUAUUACGAUCAAUCUGAAGACGGGGAACCGACCGAUGACAGCCGCAAGCGCAAGCGGUGGAAGCAAUGGGCGGUUGAUUCCAUCUACGAAGAGCACAAGCCCGUGCGGCCGUGGGGUCUCGGUGAGAUCGUUCAACCGGAGACUGGAUUCUACAAGCUGGCCGGUAAAACAACUCGCACGCCUGGAAUGUAUCAUCGUGUUGAUCCACAGACUGCCCUUCCUACGGAAUAUUUCUUGGAAGGGACCAACGAGCGCAUUCACCGAUCUGUUCGGAUUCGACUCGCUCUCGACGGUUUAAAUUACGACGACGUUGGCCUGUACAAAUGCCGUGCUCUUCUUCGAAAGGGCCCUUGGCAGCUCGAGAAGCUACGAGUUAGGUCUCGUCGUGAGAUACGCGAGCGAGAUGCCUAUGGAGAUGAGGACGAUCUCAUCCAGCAGAGUCAGGAUUAUCGGUGGGGAUGGGUGUAUGAUGGACCUGCAGAGGAGACGCCUCCGCAGACCAUCUUAAUGGAAGAGGAGCUGGGCCCGUAUGAGAAGAAGCUUCUUGGUCUGAAUAAGGGUAUGUUGACAACUGCUGUGGUACUGAUUGAAUCCCCUACUGAUCUUAUUCUCGAUGUUGCAGGCCGGCCAUUUUAUAGAGCCAUCUUGAGGGAUGACAAGCGCUAA